AGGGAAGCGAGGCUUGCCUUGUUCUCGAUCUCCGUGCUCUCGUCGUCAUCCUUGGACCUUGUUGCUAUCUCGUGGGGAUAUGUAACAAGAGUCUCUCCUCCUAUCUUCAGUCUCUCCAUUCAUAGCCUUUGCAUUCUGCAGUCUUCAGCGACCUAGUCCCUGUCCAAAAAGAUCAUCACAUUGUCGUUCUGCUCCCCACGUCCGCCGCGUUGAAGCUGGUUUCAUACACCUAUAUAUCAGUCUCAUCACGUCCACGCUUUGCUUUGCUUUGCCUGUCAAACAUCAGCUUCUGCAUUUCUCUUCCUCGUCUGCACACCUUGUCCUGCCCUGAGAGAACUUGGUUCUCGUCAAUCUGUCGCCAUGACUGCCAUGGUCGCACAUCCUAGCACCCUUUGGCCACAGGAACAAAGACGUUCCAGUCAAGCCGUGAACAUGCCACCAGUGGGCAUGCCAAAUAUGGCUCCCACGUCCCAGCCGCCAACCUCAAGAUCCUAUCAGACAAACCAAGUCGAGCUCAGCAUGCCCAUGUUUUCAACAAACACGUCCAUGGCCCCGUCGUUGAGCUACCAAUCGGGCUCGUAUGGAUUUGACCUUUCAUCCAUGAACCAGUUCCCAGUCCAGCAGCCGAUGAACUUCUCUUAUCAGCCACAAAUGCAACAGGCACCAUCGUUUCCCCAAACUUCAGGCGAAAUGACCCCUUCCGUCACAGUCACGGACUCACGACCUAGCGCUCCUGCGACCCACCGAAGUCCUACCGUCAAGGUCGAACCUUCACCCGUCGACCGGAUGCAUGGGCAGACGUUCCCGGCAGCUACGUCGGUGCAAGAUCGCCUUUCGACUGUACCAGUCGAAACCACAGAGACACCCGGCGGCGUGUCUUUCCACACCGAUAUCGACUGCCUCAUGCGGACCAUACAGGUCAAGACCAAGUCGAGCAACACAUCAGCGCAACCAACUCAGCCAGCACCAGUCACGGCACCCGAUGCGAAGCAGACGAAGUCGAGGAAGCGAUAUCAGUGCAGCAUGCCCAAUUGCAACAAGAGCUUCUACCAGAAGACGCAUCUCGAAAUCCAUACCAGAGCACACACCGGUGUCAAGCCUUUCUUGUGCAAAGAACCGUCGUGUGGGCAGCGCUUCUCUCAACUUGGCAACCUCAAGACCCACGAAAGACGACACACGGGGGAGCGACCUUACCAGUGCGACAUUUGUGGCAAGUCGUUCGCCCAGCGUGGCAACGUGCGCGCGCACAAGAUUGUUCAUCUCCAAAUCAAGCCGUUUACCUGCAAACUCGAUGACUGCGGAAAGCAAUUCACCCAACUAGGCAACCUGAAGUCUCACCAAAACAAAUUCCACUCCAACACACUUCGAUACUUGACUCAGAAGUUCGCCACCAUCAAAGAAGGUGACCCGGUUACCUACCAAGACAAGGAACUGUGGGAAUACUUCGCCGAGCUCUACAAGAACUCAAACAAGGGUAUCAAGGGUCGAGGAAAGGACCGGAGGAUUUGGACGGUGUCUUCGUCCAGCGCUUCCACUUCUUCUUACUCCUCGACCAAGCCGUCACGCAUGAGCCAGGACGACCGGAGCAGUCGAUCGUCCUCAUACAUGUCUGCGCACGAGAUGACCCAGUACCACAUGCAUGGUCCGCAGCAGGCCUCGUUUGAGGACCACUCGAACUAUGGCAACAUGGUCUUUCCGGACCGGUAGCCUCGGGGAACCUGUCACGGCCGACUUUUAACGAGACUUCGGACGUCAUGAAUUGAUAUGAAAAUUUUUGUUUUUCCUUGUUAUGCUCGGACAGAUUAUACUGUACUAAUACAAACUAUGAUGAGAGCUCGGGGGGUUUUGUAUCUUGGGCUACGGAUAAUACGUGCCAUUCGAUCGGCAUGACCCGAUCGAAGAGCGACGGUGGUGCUGCGUGUGGGGAUAAUUAUUCUUCACGAUUCCUGAGAAGAGACCUGCUGUGAUGCAAACAGGGCAGAGUGACCUAGCACCUUGUGAGCGACACUGCUUGUCUUUUUCGGAUGGCCGAGAGGCCACUUGAUAUGUUCAACAGUACGAUGUGAACAGAACUUCGGCUGGCCCGAACACAGCGGUAUUGUGAAGAUUUUUUGUGACGAUAUUGCUGAUACCCUUCUUGUUGUGUGAAUUUUAUAAUGAUAAACAAUUUAUUGAAGGCUAGUUGGUG
Verruconis gallopava is the source of this 2188-nucleotide messenger RNA. RefSeq lists its product as uncharacterized. Gene Ontology annotation, biological process: regulation of transcription by RNA polymerase II. NCBI's taxonomy places the organism in Eukaryota, Fungi, Ascomycota, Dothideomycetes, Venturiales, Sympoventuriaceae. The transcript has 3 exons. Gene Ontology annotation, molecular function: RNA polymerase II cis-regulatory region sequence-specific DNA binding; DNA-binding transcription factor activity, RNA polymerase II-specific. Bases 361 to 1707 code for a protein of 448 amino acids. The record is from RefSeq and is a predicted model, not a curated record.